AUUCUUUCAGUAAAAUGAAGAAAAAGCGGGGUAAAGAAUCAAGCGUCAUUAUUCAAGCGUGUUUCCUAAAAUCAACUUUGAAUGAAACCACGAAUUGUAUGUUACUAAUACAUUCUAGGUGCUAACUAAAGUGCUAACAUUUUAAUCAAGCUAGCUAUGACAAUGGUUCCAGGUGGGGAGUCAUUUGUUUAAAUAAUUCACUUUAAGAUCCCUCGCUUACAGUUAUUCCAUCAUAAAAAAUGCCCUCAGGUUUAAAAAAUAAAAAAAUAAGUGAAGGUGGGCUUUGUUUUCGCUGCCCCCGAAGAGCCUCUGCCAUAUCAAAGUUUCUCAAGCAGUUCUCAGCAGUAGCCUGGAGCUCCAGCUGGAGGACAGCAAUCACACUUGAAUCACCCCUCCACCCCCCAGAGCCGAGAAGACACCGGAGAGAGGUUGGAUUUUAAACCCGCCCUCCGGAGGGAUCUCGUUUCCCCCAAAACCUCCCAUUUCUCCCUCUCUCUCUUUUCCUCUCUGCCUCUCUCUCUCUGUCCCCUCUCUUCCUUUACCUAUAUCUCUCGCAUUUGACCGUCUCCCCCACCACAAUCAUGGAUCUCGCGGCGAGAUGUUUGCUUCUCCUAACCUGUCUCGGCGUGAUACUGGCCAUCGAUUUGGAAGCGAUCGACCCGAGCUACUUCGUGGAGCCCGCUGCCACAUCAGAUGUGCUCGACUACAAGGAUCCCUGCAAAGCUGCUGCCUUUCUGGGAGACAUAGCUCUGGAUGAGGAGGAUUUAAGAUCAUUUAAAGUGGAUAGAAUCAUAGAUUUGGCCAGCAGAACAGUCCAGACUGUUAACCGCACAAACUCAGGCUCAAGCAAUCAAAAUAGCCCAAACAGACAAGUCUCUCGCCGUAGGAAACGGGCUGCCACGUCCAGACCAGAGCGUGUUUGGCCUGAAGGCGUUAUUCCAUAUGUCAUCAGUGGUAAUUUUAGUGGCAGCCAGCGAGCUAUAUUCCGCCAAGCCAUGCGGCACUGGGAGAAGCACACCUGCGUGACCUUUAUCGAGAGGACACAGGAGGAGAGCUACAUUGUCUUCACCUACCGACCAUGUGGGUGCUGCUCUUACGUGGGCCGCCGUGGAGGAGGCCCCCAAGCUAUUUCCAUCGGGAAGAACUGUGACAAAUUUGGCAUUGUGGUGCAUGAGCUGGGUCACGUGAUCGGGUUUUGGCACGAACACACACGGCCCGAUCGAGACGAACAUGUCAGCAUCAUCAGGGACAACAUUCAGCCAGGACAAGAGUACAACUUUUUAAAAAUGGAACCCGGGGAAGUGGAUUCUUUGGGUGAAAUCUACGAUUUUGACAGUAUCAUGCACUACGCCCGCAAUACAUUCUCCAGGGGCAUCUUCCUGGACACUAUCCUGCCGCGCUACGAUGUGAACGGCGUGCGACCACCCAUUGGCCAGAGAACUAGACUUAGCAAAGGGGAUAUCGCACAGGCUCGCAAACUCUACAAAUGCUCCAGAUGUGGGGACAGUUUACAGGAUAGCAGUGGGAAUUUUUCCUCUCCAGGUUUUCCCAAUGGCUACUCAGCUUACAUGCACUGCAUCUGGAGAAUAUCAGUCACACCAGGCGAAAAGAUCAUUCUGAACUUCACCUCUAUGGAUCUAUACAGAAGUCACCUGUGUUGGUAUGACCAUGUGGAAAUCAGGGAUGGAUAUUGGAGGAAGGCGCCCCUUAAAGGACGAUUUUGCGGCGACAAACUCCCGGAGCCAAUCAUCUCCACCGACAGCCGUCUGUGGAUCGAGUUCCGCAGCAGCAGCAACUGGGUGGGAAAAGGUUUCUCUGCCGUUUAUGAGGCCAUCUGCGGUGGGGAGGUGAAGAAGGACAGUGGCCAGAUUCAGUCCCCUAACUAUCCCGAUGACUACAGGCCUAACAAAGCGUGUGUUUGGAAGGUCACUGUAGCUCAGGGCUACCAUGUGGGCCUCACCUUCCAGUCCUUUGAAAUUGAGAGACACGACAGUUGUGCUUACGACUACCUGGAGGUGCGUGACGGAAACUCUGAAAACAGCCCCCUUCUAGGACGAUUCUGCGGCUAUGACAAACCAGAUGACAUCAAAACCAGCUCCAACCAGCUGUGGAUGAAAUUUGUUUCAGAUGGUUCCGUCAACAAGGCCGGAUUUGCAGCUAACUUCUUCAAAGAGAUGGAUGAGUGCUCCAAGCCGGACAACGGUCGCUGUGAGCAACGCUGUCUCAACACGCUGGGCAGUUACAAGUGUGCCUGUGACCCGGGCUAUGAGCUGGCUGCUGACAAGCGCAGCUGUGAGGCUGCCUGCGGAGGCUUCAUCACCAAGUUGAACGGCUCCAUCACCAGCCCCGGUUGGCCCAGAGAGUACCCCCCCAACAAGAACUGCAUCUGGCAGCUGGUGGCCCCCACACAGUACCGCAUCACUCUGCUCUUUGACGUCUUCGAGACUGAGGGCAAUGACGUUUGCAAGUACGACUACGUUGAGGUGCGCAGCGGACUGUCAGCAGACUCCAGGCUACACGGGAAGUUCUGUGGCGCCGAGAAACCCGAAGCCAUCACUUCUCAGUACAACAACAUGCGCAUCGAGUUCAAGUCUGACAACACGGUCUCCAAAAAGGGCUUUAAAGCGCAGUUUUUCUCUGACAAAGACGAGUGCUCCAAGGAGAACGGCGGCUGUCAGCACGAAUGCGUCAACACGUUCGGAAGCUACAGCUGCCAGUGCAGGAGUGGUUUUGUGCUGCACGAGAACAAGCAUGACUGCAAAGAGGCUGGCUGUGAUCACACAGUGACCAGUGUGAGCGGUACCAUCACAAGUCCCAACUGGCCGGAUAAAUAUCCAAGCAAAAAGGCCUGCACCUGGUCACUUACCACCACGCCAGGCCACCGCAUUAAAAUAGCUUUCAAUGAAAUCGACAUGGAGGCUCACCUGGAAUGCGCUUACGACCACAUCGAGAUCUACGACGGCAAAGACGGCAAAGCGCAAACACUCGGUCGCUUCUGCGGCACCAAGAAGCCGCAGCCCAUCACGUCUAGCGGCAAUAAGCUCUUCAUCCGCUUUUUCUCCGACAGCUCCGUGCAGAAGAAAGGCUUUGAGGCCUCCCACACGGCAGAGUGCGGCGGUCGCCUGAAGGCUGAAGUCAAGACCAAGGAUCUGUUCUCCCACGCCCAGUUCGGGGACAACAACUACCCCGGCGCGUCCGACUGCCAGUGGGUAAUCUCUGCCGAGAAGGGCUACGGCGUGGAACUCAUCUUCCAAACCUUCGAGAUCGAAGAGGAGGCAGACUGCGGCUACGACUACAUGGAGCUCUUUGACGGAGCCGACACCAAGUCUCCGCGCCUCGGACGUUACUGUGGUUCAGGGCCCCCUGAGGAGAUCUACUCCGCCGGCGACUCCGUGGUGAUCAAAUUCCGCUCUGACGACACCAUCAACAAGAAAGGAUUCCACGUGCGCUACACCAGCACCAAAUUCCAGGACACUCUGCACUCGCGCAAGUGACGAGCGGGGGCCGCAAGGGGCCGCGCGGGGCAGAGGGCCACCCGGAGGGGCCCCAAAGGGAGGCUCCCGCCUAACGCUCGGAAACCUUCGGCCACCAACGCUAAUCAAACGCGACACAACAGCCGCAAGACCGCCAGGGGCUCCGGCACCCCCCGCAGACUGUGAGGAGUAAAGCCAUUCUGCAGUACACCUUCUUUUUACCUUUUUACGCUUAGGAUUGGGCUUUGGCGGACGGCGGCAAGGGGGCGGGGUUUAUUGAACCGAACCCUCCUCCCAUUUCCGUUUUUUUUUUUUUUUUUUUUUUUUUAAAAGGUGCCUCCUGUCAUGGCACAACAAGGAAACCAGUGGAUUCUCAGGACCUGUAGAAGAAGGACAUUACCAGAGACGUCGCGGGAGAGAGGAAAAAGUGUAGACGGAGGACAACAGCAGCAUUUUUUGUAGCGUGCGACGCGACGGCCACUCUCACUGUUCGCAUUAACAAAAGGAACAUAAGGAAGCAGUUAUCUUAUUAAAGGACUAAUCAAUGAAAUGUGCUCCAUGGUCUUCUGGUUGGUCAUUACUGUACCUCCAUCUUGUGUAAAAUGUGUGUAUGCGUGCGCGCCAGUGUGUGAGAUCUUUCAAAAGGGAACAUGUGCUUUUUAUUUUCCUCAGCUCGAAACCAGUUAGCACUUUACAGUGAAUUGUUCCAAAAUCAUUGAGCUUCUAUGAAUUUUUGUGAAAAUGCAAAUGCCAGUUCACUUCUUUUUAAAAUGCAUUUUAUCUCUCUUAUUCAAAAAUGUUUUUUUUUUUCACUUGCUCCAUUUUAGUUCCUCAGGCAUACUUGAACAUUGUGUGUGCCCUGUGACGUGGGGUAAUAAAGAUAUGACUUAUGUG
Corythoichthys intestinalis (scribbled pipefish) is the source of this 4367-nucleotide messenger RNA. It is a transcript of the gene bmp1a, whose product is annotated as bone morphogenetic protein 1a. The record is from RefSeq and is a predicted model, not a curated record. The coding region runs from base 582 to 3494 and encodes 970 amino acids. Gene Ontology annotation, molecular function: zinc ion binding; calcium ion binding; metalloendopeptidase activity. NCBI's taxonomy places the organism in Eukaryota, Metazoa, Chordata, Actinopteri, Syngnathiformes, Syngnathidae. The transcript has 20 exons. Gene Ontology annotation, biological process: proteolysis.